CUUUGAACUCUGACAGCUGCAAUCCGUCCCAUUCCCACAGUUCUCUUCCCCUUCCCUUCUUCAUAGAUUUUAAAUCUCUUAGCUCAAAAGGGAAGCAAAUCCUCUAAUAUAUACAACACAAAUACAACUACUCCCAAGUUUUUAACAUAUCAAUUAACAUUUGUUGGAUUUUGAUCCAAUGGCUGGUUAUGUUGGCAUUUUGGUCUCAGAUCCAUGGCUGCAAAACCAGUUCACUCAAGUCGAGCUUCGUAGCUUGAAAACUCACUUUACAAGUAUGAGAAGAGAGAGCGGGAAGCUAACGGUGGAAGACUUAGCAUCCAGAAUGUCGAGAUUGAAAGUUGUGGGAGAGAAUCUGAGCGAACAAGAACGAGCUGAUUUCAUUGCUGAUUUGUAUCCUAACUUGAAGGAUGAAGUCGAUUUCGAGUUCUUUUUGAAGGUUUACUUGAAACUUCAUGCACAUGCAAGCGCAAGAACAGGAAGUCCAGCAAAGAACUCUUCAGCAUUCCUAAAGGCAGCUACAACUACUCUGCUUCACACCAUUAGUGAAUCCGAAAAGGCAUCCUACGUUGCCCAUAUCAAUAAUUAUCUUGCUCAAGAUGGGUUCUUAAACAAAUACUUACCUAUUAAUCCUUCCUCCAAUGAUCUCUUUGAGAUUGUUAAAGAUGGGGUUCUUCUUUGCAAGCUUAUAAAUGUAGCAGUUCCGGGCACAAUUGAUGAAAGGGCUAUUAAUACCAAGAGAUUGCUCAAUCCGUGGGAAAGAAAUGAAAACCACACGCUAUGUCUCAACUCUGCCAAGGCUAUUGGCUGCACUGUAGUCAAUAUAGGGACGCAAGAUUUCAUUGAAGGAAGGAGACAUCUUGUGCUUGGGUUGAUUUCUCAAAUUAUCAAGAUUCAACUAUUGGCAGACCUCAACUUGAAGAAAACACCCCAGUUGGUGGAGCUUGUUGAUGACAGUAAGGAUGUGGAAGAAUUGAUGAGUUUACCACCAGAGAAGAUCUUAUUGAGGUGGAUGAAUUUUCAACUGAAGAAAUCUCCAUACAAGAAAAUAGUCUCAAAUUUCUCCACCGAUGUAAAGGAUGCAGAGGCUUAUGCGCACUUAUUAAAUGUGCUUGCACCUGAGCAUAGUAAUCCUUCUACAUUGACUGUCAAAGACCCAUUUCAGAGAGCAAAGUUGGUUCUUGAACAUGCAGAUAGGAUGGGAUGUAAAAGAUACUUAACUGCAAAGGAUAUUGUGGAUGGUUCCCCGAAUCUUAAUCUUGCUUUUGUCGCCCAUAUUUUCCAGCACAGGAACGGCCUUUCAACUCAAACAAAACAAAUAUCUUUUCUUGAAACUCUACCAGAUGAUGCCCAAGUUUCUAGAGAGGAAAGAGUAUUUCGCUUCUGGAUCAAUAGUCUCGGAAAUUCAACAUACAUUGACAAUGUCUUUGAAGAUCUCAGAAAUGGGUGGAUACUUUUGGAGACCCUUGACAAGGUGUCGCCUGGGAUUGUUAAUUGGAAGAUUGCUAACAGGCCUCCUAUUAAGUUGCCAUUUAAGAAAGUAGAAAACUGUAACCAGGUGGUUAAAAUAGGGAAACAAUUAAAAUUUUCCCUGGUUAAUAUUGCUGGAAAUGACAUUGUGCAAGGAAAUAAAAAACUAAUAUUGGCUUAUUUGUGGCAAUUGAUGAGAUACAACAUUCUUCAACUUCUGAAGAACCUAAGAUUCCAUUCUCAUGGAAAAGAAAUUACUGAUGUUGAUAUCCUCAGGUGGGCUAAUACCAAAGUAAGCGAUUCAGGAAGCCAAAGUCGCAUGGACAGUUUCAAGGACAAGAGUUUGUCAGAUGGUAUAUUUUUCCUUGAGCUUCUUGGUGCUGUUCAGCCUAGAUCUGUAAAUUGGAGUCUUGUUACUAAAGGAGUAACAGAUGAGCAGAAAAAGAUGAAUGCUACCUACAUAAUUAGUAUUGCGAGGAAGCUUGGAUGCUCAAUAUUUUUGCUUCCUGAAGACAUAACUGAGGUAAACCAAAAGAUGAUCCUCACAUUGACUGCAAGUAUCAUGUACUGGUUCUUGAAACAACCUGUUGAAGAGAAACCAUCUGCAACAUCAGAUAGUGAAAACGGAAGCCAAGUGGAAACGAUCUCUAAUUCAACAACCGACGACUCAGCAUCCGAGUCAUCAGUAGAGUAGAAUAAGAAUGUAUAAGCUCCAAAAAGAAGCGAGGAAAACAACGGUGGUCCCCUACCAAACUUCUCAAAGUAGCUUUAGACCUUCUUCUGCUCAAUUUAAUUUUAUAUUAUUAUUUUAUUUACGGAUUGACUUUCAUGAAUUUUAAAAAUAUAUAUUCUUAGUGCGCUCUAUUGACAUCACUUCAACUUUUACCCAAUUAACAUUAUACAUUUGUUAUAUAAAAUUGCUAAUAUUUAUUAA
This is a messenger RNA of Gossypium raimondii (Peruvian cotton), 2401 nucleotides long. Its product is annotated as fimbrin-2. The coding region runs from base 179 to 2161 and encodes 660 amino acids. Gene Ontology annotation, molecular function: actin filament binding. Lineage: Eukaryota; Viridiplantae; Streptophyta; Magnoliopsida; Malvales; Malvaceae. The record is from RefSeq and is a predicted model, not a curated record. The transcript is spliced from 15 exons. Gene Ontology annotation, cellular component: actin filament bundle; cytoplasm; actin filament. Gene Ontology annotation, biological process: actin filament bundle assembly; actin filament network formation.